CCCGCUCAAAGUAACAAUGCUGGUACUAUAGCACAGCUUAUUGGUAUAGCGAUUAGCAAUGCCGCCGCUCGUCGACAAGCUUUGCAUUGGAUAGUAACGGGUGAAUCAACUUCCGCAUUGCCCUCGAAAACUCACGAGCGUCGUCAGUCGCCUUCCCGAUCACCUUUCCCACUAGAUGUGGAUACGGGCACAAUGAGUGGGAGACCCUUGGUGAGACUUCCUAGCAGUGUACCACCAACAUCUAGUAAAAAGCCCACUGUAUGUACAGCUGUCAAAUCUAAAACAUCCAGCAGCGGGACUGUCUCCUCAAUCCCAAGCAUCUCGCUGCAACAAAACGCCUUGGCAAAUACAAAUCCUGGUUCUGCUAUCUCCCCGACCGUACCAGUUUCUACGUCCGUUAGAACCUUACUCGUAAGUUUCACCAGUAUGUUAUACUCAGUCUCCGUCUCACCUAGCCCACUGAAACCUGAAGUCCCGCCAACCUCAGCAACUGUAACACCCGGUUCUGAAAUCGGAGUUCUGCCUGAACACCCCUCUCUGACCCCACCAUCAGAAUGGACCAUUUCCAUGCUUACCUACAGUACUCAAGCCGCCAGUUACACCAGCCUGCGUACUAUGCCUAACAAUGCGGUCGGAACACCACCAGUCUAUACAGGUCCGCAUCUGGCCAAAGACUGGCCGAAUCUCUUCCCCUUCCCCAUUCCUACAGGCUACGUAGCUCCCAACAUUGUUCCUGCGGACCCCCAAGUCGGACAGUUGACUUACUUCAACCCUGGUCUAGGAGCAUGCGGAUCCCCCAGCAUGACAUCAAAUGAGCUCGCUAUCGCGAUAAGCUGGGAGCUGUUUGACAUGGGACGAGAGAUCGGGGGGUCAUCUUUGGAAGAGGGAUGGAAGUCAGAUGGUGUGAACCCGGAUGGGAAACUCGGGGAUUCUAUUGAUCAGAGCUCAAGUGCGCUGUGUAACCAAGGAAUCAGAGCAUGGAUAGGUGACGAGAGCGGAGAGAGGCUUGUGGAACAGGAAUUUGUGGUGAGAGAUCGUUGCGAAGGGUGUAACGUGUCGGAUCUGGAUAUUCAGCCGGAUAUAUAUUCUAAGCACUGGGAUGGGCUGGGCAACGGAAGGAUUCAGGUUACGUGGGAGUGGAUGCAAGAAGCGCCUACUGGCGUGCCAGCCUAGAUCAGUGACUACCUGUUCUCCCAGUAUAGGGUAUUUGGUACUAAUUGUGUUGUGUGUCGUACUUG
Alternaria alternata is the source of this 1238-nucleotide messenger RNA. RefSeq lists its product as hypothetical. Bases 193 to 1173 code for a protein of 326 amino acids. The transcript has a single exon. The record is from RefSeq and is a predicted model, not a curated record. NCBI's taxonomy places the organism in Eukaryota, Fungi, Ascomycota, Dothideomycetes, Pleosporales, Pleosporaceae.